AUGGCCAUUCUUGAGAGUAUUGAGGUUGUCACUGGGGCCGUACCAUGGCAGCAAAGACUCAGAAGAGGAGCUCAGACAGUGAUCCAUCCUAAAGCAUGAAUUACUGCGGAAGCCGGGCCAAUAGAUGGCAAAGGGAACCUAAUAGAAGAACAGGCCCUUAUCAUAAAUGCUCCCUCGGAUAAUAUCAAUCCUGACACUGAAGAUCCAGAACCAAAACCUAUGAUCAUUGGCACCAAUAAUGUGUUUGAAGUUGGUUGUCAUUCCCAAGCCAUGAAAAUGGGAGAUAAUAAUGUCAUUGAAUUAAAAGCAUAUGUAGGCAGAAAUGUAAUAUUGACAAGUGGCUGCCUCACUGGGGCUUGCUGUAACCUAAAUACUUUUGAAGUCAUCCCUGAGAAUAUGGUGAUCUAUGGUGCAGACUGCCUUCGUCGGGUGCAGGCUGAGCGACUGCAGCCCCAGACACUACAGCUGGAUUUCUUGAUGAAAAUCUUGCCAAAUUACCACCACCUAAAGAAGACUAUGAAAGGAAGCUCAACUCCAGUAAAGAACUAAGAACAGUACAUGCCAUGAAGAUAACAUUUUGUC
Molecule: messenger RNA, 582 nt
Organism: Rhinopithecus roxellana (golden snub-nosed monkey)
Lineage: Eukaryota; Metazoa; Chordata; Mammalia; Primates; Cercopithecidae
Product: dynactin subunit 6-like
Biological process (GO): mitotic spindle organization
Cellular component (GO): dynactin complex
Molecular function (GO): dynein complex binding
Source: RefSeq, a predicted model, not a curated record